Aplysia californica (California sea hare) is the source of this 782-nucleotide messenger RNA. RefSeq lists its product as uncharacterized. The record is from RefSeq and is a predicted model, not a curated record. Lineage: Eukaryota; Metazoa; Mollusca; Gastropoda; Aplysiida; Aplysiidae.
ACACACACACACACACACACACACACACUCAAACAGAAAAACAGUAUGAGUUGUAAAGCUAGCUUUUUCCCAACCCAGCGCUUGAGCGGAGGCGGUACAUGUAUUUCAACGUGAUUGCUCAGACUCCGACUUUAUCUACUGAGGCCAAAGAACGCGAACAGGACACGAAAACUUAGCUACUCGUCGACUUCUACAAGACGGCAAGAAGUAGGAACGGCGAAAUAUUGGCUUAGGCCUGGUGUGUAAAUCUGGAUCUUUGACAUUCACAAACUGCAACUGCAACACGCUGGCCUGAUUAGUUUUUUCGAAACAUCAAAAAAUUAAGACCAUGCCUGCCUUCCGAGUCUACCAGACACUGACCUUGUUGAAAGAGUUUAUCGCGAUAGUCUUGGUCUGCGUCACAAUGGUCACGAACCACUGGAUUGAGCGGUCCCAUAUCUCCCCUGCCCUCAUUGGAAUCUUUGAGACGUCCACUAAGAAAGCUGUGGUCAGCACGGCCGACUUCUACAGUCCUGACAAUGGUUUUGUCUACGCAACGAUCAGCCUGAUGUGCAUUGGACUAGGGGCACUUUCUAUCGCCUUUCUUUUUAACAUUUACCUGCAGUGGAAGCUAAAGGGGCCCUUGUUGUUGUUGAUCCCGUUUUUAACAUUUUUAGCAGGAGUCCUGAUCUGUAUCGCCGUCGGGGUUUUCCUCGACAUAGGCUCAGGCGUUCUGUACGAUGAUAUAGGAUACUCCGGGUACAUAGCGAUCUUCGCUGGCAUGCUACCCAUCUCGGCUUCUG